AUGACGGAGAGCUCCUGCGCGAGUGAUUAUUUCGUUUCCAACUUGCCUUACGAUGUCACUGAGGAAGAGCUAAAGGAUUUUUUAAAACCGGCCUGUGAGGUUACCUACUGCAGAUUGAAGAAGACAAGGCUCGGUAUUAAGAGUUGUCACGGGUAUAUACGGUUCGGGGGCAAUCUGAGCGAUGUAGCAGCGUACGCGCGAAGGGAGAGACUCAAGGGUAAGCAAUUGCGCAUUGAAUUAGUGGAAAAUGAAAACGAAGAUGUGUUAGGCCAUGUGACAGAUGAUUCAUUAGAUGAUACGUUAGACGAUACGUUAGAUGAUGCGACAGGCGGGAAGGACAGAGAUGGUUUCCCCCCGUGGGAGCAGAGUGCGCGAGACGCUCGCCACGCUAAUAAUACAGGGUCAUCCAAGCAACAAAUGGACGAGCAAGCACAGCGUAGAAACAAAUGGAACUCCAAAAAGGUGAAUGAAAAGGUAGAAAUAAUUAACGAAAAAGGAAUGAUUACAAAACAAGGACAUGCAAUUCUUAGUAACAUGCACAUGUAUGAUGUGGUCCGUUUGGUUCAGAAAAUGCAAGAGUUAGUUAGACUCUCCCCUCAAACGGCCAUUAAAAUUCUCAGUAAUAAUAAAACCCUAAGCUACUCUCUCAUCCAUGCUCUGUUCCUUUUGGGGAUUCUAAACGUAGAGAUUAAUCCCCUUAGCGACGAGGACAUCACCCGGAUGAAGUUCCACGCCCUUAAGAGUAAGUUCCAGUUUUUAUGUGUGAAUAGCGAAGUGGAUGCUGACGCGGACGCUGAUGGGGGUGGGAAUGUAGGUUCGAAUGUGGGUGCAGAUCCUCUGCUUGGACAACACUAUCACAGGGGGAGUAUCGGUUCGCAUGACGCCGAUGGGGUUGCAUCCGACUGGCGUGAUGUUGAGAGACGUGGCUCCGAUCUAGGGGAGGUGAGUGAGGCGGGAAAUCCACCAUGGGGAGUUCAAAAUUACAGCUACGAGGAGAAUGGUAGGAGGCAAGUAUACGAAAGGGGAGGAAGAGUGAAUGCAAUAAAAAUGGAGACCACCUCAGCAUUGAAGCAUAUACGAGGAAAGAGCCAACCGGUAGGUAACAGGAAAAAUGCACCAAGGGGGUUGUAUAGUACAAAUCAGGGUUCCGCUUAUGGGGGAAAUAAUAAUAGCUAUAACUCUCUUAGCCAUGUAGAUGUGCCGUCUGAUGAAGGUCAGAGUGGGUACCCCGUCGACAGGGAUUCUGCUUUUGGAGAAAUGGAGAGAGAAUCAGUGAAGGGGGAGGGACAAAUGGGUCGAUCGAAUUUGUAUGGAACGGUUGGAAGUGCCUACCACUCGCGGCAUCAAUUACCCUUACUCACCCUCUCCAUGAACAACAGACGGGGAAAUACCGGCGGAUACCCCCUCCAAGGAAGUUACGCCAACAAGCACAUAAUCAAGGGGGGAAAACUGAAGAGCAAAAAUAAGCAGAACAGUAAGCAGAACAGUAAGCAGAACAGUAAGCAGAACAUUAAGCAGAACAGUAAGCAGAAGAAUAAGCAGAAGAACAAAGCAAGAAACUCUACGAACAUGAUGCCCCUUGGCAACAAAGGGAUAAGUGGUGGUAAUGUAUUUUCCGUUGGAGGUAAUAGACCCCUCGACUAUGAUAAUAAUAGUAUGCAGGGGAACCCCAACCCGUAUGAUUACGGAGGGGAGCUUCCCAGUGGAAGGAACUCGGGGUUGUAUGGAAUGCGUGGCCAUGUUGAUACGAAGACGGACAAGGAGAGUUAUUAUGGUAAUUAUUACGCGAGCGAUGAUGUUGCAGGUAAGCAUGGGGGAGGGCCCGACCCCUUGGAUACACAGAUCAGUUACAGUGGAGAAGUGAGCAAUGUGCGCAUGAAGAGUUAUGAGGGAAACUCCCAACGAAAAAUCAACCGCCCAGAGGGAUACUCAGCCAACAGAAGGAAUGAUAGUAUAAGUAACCGGGAAGGAAAUGAUGGCACAUACCAAAGUGACCGCAGCGCUUUGGGUGCAGUGGAUAUGAGAAAGAACCAAGGAGGCAACCUUACUAGGGACGAACCCAUCGGAGGACAAUCUACUACCUCUUCACAAUACAGGAGGGGUAUUCCCAGAAUAGGUCAUAGCCAGGUCGACAGUGAGACGGCCCGGAAACAUAGCUACAUGAGUGAUCAGCAAGGAGAAAGUGCAGCUGAAGACAAACACCUCGAAUUCGGGAAAAGGUUAAUCCAAAAAAUUAACACUACAAAUAUACAACGGAGAGGAAUAAAACUGAUCGAUAGGAACAGAGCAAGUGAAAAAACGAACGAAGAGAAUAACGUUAUUAAGGUAAAGAAUGUAGACCUAUAUAAUAAAGUGGAAAAGACGCACGAAAAUGUCUUAAGCAAUAGCUUGAAGAUUUUAUUGAAGAAAGUAAACCUGAGCUUGAAGGAUAUUCCAUAUGCUGAGGAUGACUUGGUAAAGGAGGUUAUUAAUGAAAAGCCCAUUUUGGAGAACCUUCUUAUUAGUAAAUACUCAGACAUGGCCAACUGGAACCCGGACCAGAUAUUACGAGUCCUAUCCAUUCGGAAGUCGCUGAAGAGACGGGGAUACAAUGUCAACGGGGUCAUCUGA
Plasmodium knowlesi strain H is the source of this 2610-nucleotide messenger RNA. RefSeq names its product partial CSTF domain-containing protein, putative. The transcript has 3 exons. The coding region runs from base 1 to 2610 and encodes 869 amino acids. Gene Ontology annotation, molecular function: RNA binding. The record is from RefSeq and is a predicted model, not a curated record. Lineage: Eukaryota; Apicomplexa; Aconoidasida; Haemosporida; Plasmodiidae.